Molecule: messenger RNA, 1077 nt
Organism: Neurospora tetraspora
Lineage: Eukaryota; Fungi; Ascomycota; Sordariomycetes; Sordariales; Sordariaceae
Exons: 2
Coding region: 1-1077 (358 amino acids)
Cellular component (GO): endoplasmic reticulum membrane
Source: RefSeq, a predicted model, not a curated record
AUGGCUCUAUUGGCCGACAACUGGGCUUUGGCUUUUCUUGGCCUUGACUGCCAAGCUGUUGCGGAUGCCACCAUCACCAGUCGUCGGAAUUCGGUUGACCCCUCCUGCAUUGGCUCUGAAGCGAAAGCUACGAACGGCACCACGGGUCCAGAACCCUCGAACGACCGCCUUACCCCCGUCAACGAGACAUUGCCCUCUGCUACUCCCACCGAGCCCUUCGUGCCUUUCGUCCAUCUCUUGACACCCGAGCCCGAGAGUCAACCAACAGCAGCUCCGGCGCAACCUCUCAGUCCCAACCACUCCAAGACCCGAAGCCGAUCAGGGACAAAGACAGCUGCUCAUGAUGGAGUUCGCCGUCUGUCCGCGUCCAAGAUCCAAGAACUGACGAACGCUCCCGAGUCUCUGCCCAUUGCGACAGCUCCCGACCGCCAGCCCGCUGAGCCUACAUUCUCACCAGCUCUCGCCGAAGUAAGCUCCAGACUCCAGUCUCAACUGGGAAUCGCAAAUGGGAAUGGUCCAAAUACAACAAGCACGAGAACUCACCCGCAAAGACCUACAAUCGCCCCGCGAACGGUGUCUACUCCACCGGUGAGCAGGCGUCUGACGGCCACAGCCGCCCAACAAGCUCAUCCAGCUCAGCAAGCCUCGAUCCGUCGCAACUCGUACCAGCCGAAUCCUCGACCGCCGCCUCUCGAUCUCGAUGGAACAAGCAACUUUGACCCUGGCGCCGAACCCAGGGCCGGCCCUCCACCACGCCAGCCCGAGCCUGACCCGGCGCCCCCGGCGCCCCCAUCCCCCAUACCGCAGUCUAUCCCUUUACCGCCCAUGUCAGUACCUACACUCUUACAACUCGAGCUGGCUGGAUCGCGACCGAGUCCCCUAUACAUCCACCACUCGUACACUAGCGACAUCCCCUACGAGUCCAGCGCAAUCAAGUUCGAGCGGUUGAAGAACUUCUUGAUUCUACCCUUCGUCCUCGAGAGAUCUAUAACCUUUGGUGCUUUGGCUUGUCUGGACGCUUGGUUAUGGACCUUCACUAUCCUACCAAUGCGCUUUGGGAUUGCCGUGUCAAUUUAA